Molecule: messenger RNA, 2097 nt
Organism: Rhinopithecus roxellana (golden snub-nosed monkey)
Lineage: Eukaryota; Metazoa; Chordata; Mammalia; Primates; Cercopithecidae
Gene: C4H6orf201
Product: chromosome 4 C6orf201 homolog
Exons: 5
Coding region: 674-1372 (232 amino acids)
Molecular function (GO): nucleic acid binding
Source: RefSeq, a predicted model, not a curated record
UGGUGAUUUAAGAUUAUUUAAUACUUCUAUUGUUCUGUGCGUUUUGGUCUACAGUGAAGAAUGGCUUCUUACCGGAAAAGCUCCAGUUGAGCAUUUGUUUACUUUGUUUUCUUGGUAUUAGUUUGGAUAAGAACAUAAGAAGCAGUUUGGCUUCUUACCUGUGUUAAUCUGGGCAUUUUCUCAGUUUUGGACGUUGAAGCUCUUUCCUCGGUUAUGCUGAGGACUGCACUGAUGUAACCACUCUCUCUUGGGGCCUGGUAGGUCUGUGGAGCCUUAAUUAGGUACAUACUGGGAACAAAGUACCAGAUGGGAAAAUAUCACCGGAUAUGCACUCCCCCAUUUUCCCCUCUUCCUUUUAGCAAAGCUCUCAGUUUUCCCCAGAAAUGGUCCAUGUCCAGACACAAGACUGGAGUUUCUGCCAAAAAUUCCUGAAUGACUUGGCAGAAUAUUUUCAAUGGGCUGGUUUUCUCUGCUUUGAAAACGUAGGAUGAGCACUCAGGGUUCCGGACCAAUACCUGGGCCAUUGUGACUCUCAGAAUGCCAGGCAAUAAGAGAUCAGAAAGCCGGUUCCACUGCAUCUUUGAGAUGGAGGAAAGCUUGCCAGGAGAACAAUUGCACAUCCCUCCACUCCUCAUGUUCUCAGUUUGUUCCUCUCUGUGAUGCAACCAGUAUCAUGAGAACAGCCAGCAGCAGCUCCAGCAUGAUGAAAUUUUCACUCCUUGACAAGUGUGAGAAGCCGAAAAACUAUGCCCAGCCAGAAGUUUUGUGUCACACCUUUGACAUGCUGUCUAACCUCCACAAGCUGCUUCCUAAUCACCUAAUGGAGACGCUUUAUUCCUACAGGAGUGAAGAGGACAAGAAAAAAUGUGAGAAUCCUGAACUCUCUGGCUUGGAAAGAAUCUUAGCAAGACAUCAGUUGCCAAAAGAGAUUAAUCUGACCCCAAAGCCAAACAGAAUGCCCCUGUGGAAAAGAAAAAUCAUCAACAAUGUAACAGACGGGUGGAAGAAAUGUCACUUGUUGACGAGAAACACGAAAGAGCCUCCAAUGUCCACCAUAGUUGUCAGAUGGCUGAAAAAGAACAUGCAACCCACCGAAGACCUCAAGUCAGUGAUCUGUAGGCUGUCCGCGUUUGGCCCAAUUCAGUCAGUCACUGUUUGUGGACGUCAAAGUGCUAUAGUGGCAUUCAAAGACAUGACUUCAGCCUGUAAUGCUGUGAGUGCUUUUCAAAGUAGGACCCCAGGGACCAUGUUCCAGUGUUCCUGGCAACAACGAUUCAUGUCAAAAGACAAAACUUAUUCAAAAAAAUGUACCCAGAAGACACAGCCUAAGGAAUAUAAGCAGGAAACUGAGAAAACUGCCAACAACAGCUAAAGGGACACAAACAGGAAAAUCACGGUGCCUUUUGGGUAUAUCAGAACCUACCUGAAGUUCACAAACUCUAAACAAUGAAUGCUCGACUCUGUUGUAUGAAGUAGCCACAAUGACCAACCUUCCUGCACAAAUCAAACAAGACAUACCACAAAACAGGAAUGAUGCUGAAAACUCUACAGCUUUUGCGUGAAACACGCAGAAGAAGAAAAGAAAAGCAGGACCAACUCCGAGGGCAGGUAGCAUCACCUCCACGCUCAGGGCGGGCGGCGUCACCUCCACGCUCAGGGCGGGCGGCGUCACCUCCACGCUCAGGGCGGGCGGCAUUACCUCCACGUUCAGGGCAUUUUUCUUUGUGGGCCGGUUUAACAUGAUCUUUGUGAUGCCAUCUUCGGAGGUCACCAUCAGAGUUUCGUACCCAGUUGAUUUCCUGUCUGUUCCAGGCUCCACCUGACUAGAGGAUUCCAAUGAAGAACUCAAACUGGACACCAAAUCCACAUAGUUCUGCCUGGCAGUUUCCUGAAUGGAAGAUGACAAACAGCCUCCUCAGCCCAUGGUCAAUGAAUAAGGACGUUGAGAAAGUUACUCUACUAAUAACUAGCACCUUGCAAUGAAGAAAGAAUAGAAGCGCAUUGAGAUCUUGAAGGCUCCAUUUAUAAUGGCUUAAUGAGAAGCACCAACCUUCUUUAGAAUUACAGCAAAUAAAAGCAGAGUAACUAAUAAAUUCA